UUCUUCGAGCUAAUUUUCUAUUCGAUACUGACGAUGGAUGGCGGGACCCUGGCAGGACGCAUAGUGGGUCGAAACAGUAAUAUGAUGGACAUAGAGAUUUUUUUGACAAAUCGUAGUUUUUUGGAUGCCGAUCGAUAGUCCUUCAGAAGUAUUUAAGUAAGCAAACAUUGGACAAAUUUAAUAAAAAUAUUACAAAGGCUGCAUAUAAUUUAAUUCUUUGCAUUUCCGGAAUGAAAGAUUAAAAAACAAUAUGUCAAAAUAACCGUUUACGUUCGUUUUUUGUUCGUUUGUUUCUGUUUUGUGUCAAUAAAAAUGUAUACAAACUUGAAUCAAUUUUAACUAAUCUUUGUGAAUUUUGUGUAUUUUGGACCAUUUAUUUGUGGAACAGAUGGGAGAAUGGAAUGCAGCGAACCCGAGGAUAUGAAUUUAAGUGCUGUUGACGAGGCGUCUGCAGCCGCUGUGAAUUCGUCGAUUCUUGACUAUUAUAAGAAAUUCGGACGUAAAAGGGAUCUGGAGCAAUAUUUUUCAUUGUCGACGGCGGACAGUGAGAUGAGAGACGUAUCUGGUGUUUUUUGGCGAAAAAUGAAAUCUCAGGAUUCUUCUGAUUCUGGUGAUAAGAAAAGCGAGUCUUCAACUGAAUUAUGUAGGAUAUCGAUCAAAUGCAGUAUCCCUGAUCCUUGUGAUUCUCAGGAUGAAAAUUCAAAACCGAAGAGUGACACUGAAUCUCCUCCUAUUAUUACAGAUGUUGAAUCAAGACAUACUGAUGAUGAAUUUGUGAAUGAAGAUACUCAGUCUCAUAAAUCCAUGGAUGCUUUAUUGGAUACAUCAAUAAACAAACCAUUUUCACCAACUAGCAGUAUUACAUCACAGCGGAAAUUAGAAUGGGAUUCAUUAGCUGAUGUUGGAUAUGCUAAUGAAAAUGACAGAAAAGGCUCUGCAUCAAGCUUGAGUACCUUAGAAAGACUUGCAUUAAAACAGCAAUAUUCCAAUAAUGACACUAAAAAUGACACUGAAAUUGGUCCUCCUACUGCUCAUUCAACACCAGCUGACAUCAAUGUCAAAUCUAAAACUAAAAAAGGAGCAACUAAAAAAUCAACAAAAAUUUAUCAAAAAGAUGUUGAAAUUGUUGAAGUAAAUAUGCCUAAAUAUUCAGAGGCAAACCCUUCACAGUCUAUAAAUGUGAACUUGACCAAACAUAUCUCAUUUAACAUGGACAAAGAUGGUGGAGUUUCUGUUGGGAAUAUCUCCAAUAACAUCAAUAUCUCACCUAAGGAAAAUUUAAUAGAAGAUGAAGCAGUACAAAGCUCCAAAACAGAUAAUGAAAUACAGACUUCUUCAAAAAAAUCUAAAGAAAACUCGUCUGUUACUAAUUUAUCUAAACCAGAACAUAUUGAUGGUAAGAAAAAUCCUGUACUGAUGAGUUACAAUACUUUAAAAAAAAGAUACAGAAGAAGAAAUAGAAAAUUAGCUCGAAGAAAACUGAGAAAUAAAAUAAAACUUGAUGUUGAUAAAGAAAAUAUUCCAAUUCAAGAAAAGAGCACUGAACAAGUUUCUGCUGCUGAAAGUUUUGAAUACAUGCCUGGACAUGUUUAUAAUCAAAAUCAAAGGAAUUUUGAAUCAGCUAGCCCAAACAAUACUGACAAUAAAUCAAGCUUAGAAUCUAGUGGAGCUCACACAACAGAGUCAAGCAAGAGUUCAAAACAUUCAUUUUCUAAAGAUUUAGAAAAAAGCAUUGACCUUCUCAAAGUUGCCUUACAGAAACAUCAUAAUGAUUCUGAAUUAAAAAAUAAACUUGUAAAAGAAGUAGUACAAAGAUUGUUAAAGUCGAAAUACCGAGAUGAUGACAGUACAACAGAAUUUCUAUCAGGCCUAACCUUUAGUAGUAAGAAAUUAAAUUUAGGUGAAGGUUGUUUAACAACUAGCACUUCAGACAGCAAUAACACUGAUUUAAAGCCUAAGAUUCAUAGGCCUAAAAAGUCCAUAUUGAGACUAGAUAAAUUCAAUUCAAAUGUCUUAGCUUCUACAUCACAGAGUGCUCCUAAUUUACCGAUCGUGUCUAGUAGCGAAAAGCCUGUGAAACGAAGUCCUCUUCACCAAAUGACGUCCAAUACCGAAUCAGAUGUAUCUAGUGGAGGUAAAAACUCUUCUGAAACUGUAUUUGCAAAAACCUCAUCUGAAGAGUUGUACCUUAAAUAUGUAGAAGCGCUAAGAAGAGAAGAAGCAUAUAAACAACAUUUAAAAGACAAAGAAUUAUUUCUAAAGCAAAAACUGGUUAGUUCUGAAAAAGCCUUUAAAGUAACACAACAAUCUGAUGUGAAAGUUAACAACAGACUUAAAGAUCUGAUAAAAGAUUUAACUAGGAAUAACUAUGAUGAUGGUUCUGGGGAUGCUAGUAAAUUAGAAGGUGGUUCCACCUCAAACUUGGACAUCCAAAGACUUGAUGGUCUUCGUAAACAGAGAAGUCACUCAGUGUUUACACUUUCUUCAGGAAAUUCCGAUGAUCACCGAAAAAGUAAUCUAAAAAAGAGAUUGCAGAAUGAAAUGAAGCACACAAAAACCAGUCAUGGUCCAGAAGAUAAACAUUGUUGUUGUCAACAUAAUUUUGUUCCAUCUAAAGUUGGUGUUGUGGAUAGUUCAGUACAAGUUAAUAUAAGAUCUAAUGAACAUACUAUUGAAAACAAAUCACAUCACGACAUGUGUUCACAUAAUAAAGAACCUUUUGAAAAUGUUGCUCAUGUGGUUCCAGAUGAUUUAACUGGGGACAUAAAAUAUGUAUGUCUGUGUAGUAAAAUAUCUUCUGUUACAGAGGAUGUUCCAGAAAAAAUGCUUAUAUAUAAGUGCUCUGGUUUAACGAAUAGAGCUGUUCAAUUAGUAGAUUCCACAUCCAAUACUAUUGGUAUUCAAUGUAUGGGUAGUCAACAGUCUUCUCCUAGGGCUGAGAUAAAAUGUCAACCUUCAACUUCCAAAAUGCUAGAUGAUGGUAAACUGUCUCAAACAUUUCACGGAGAUAGCUUUAAAAAUAAAGCUGAUCUAACAAAAAAUUCGAAGUCUUCUCAAACUAACAUACCAUUGGGUAUAUUUAGUGAACGCAAUUCACCAUCUACAUCUACUGAAAGAAAAAUGCGAGAAGUGUCACCAUUCACUAAAAAUAUUAGAUCGCAAAAUUCAACGAAGGAGGUAACUCGAUGUUGUCAGACUGAAAUAAGUAUAAACCCUAGAAUACCUGACCCCUCUCUGACUGAUGUAAACAUGCUUUGUGAUCAAGAAUGUGUAAAAUUGACAAGUGAAAUCAAGCAUGCUUCCACCGAAGCAGAACCACAGAAGAAUGUCCAUCACGAUAUUAAAACUAGCGAAAAGAGUACUCAUAUACAAAAUGAUCAAAAUAUAGUUGCUGCAAAAAAUUCAAAUAAAGAAAUUCAAUCAGUUUUGGAACUAAAUAACAAUGAAAUAAUUUCACAUACUGUAGAUUUACCUAAUGUAGAUCAUUAUUCCACUGAUAAUUUUAAAAUUCCUAUACAGGGUACUAAUAUGACUUUAAUGGUGAGAAUAGGUUCAACAACAAAUGAUGUUAAAACUCAUGGUGUAGGGACUGAUAAAACUGAGGUAACUGAAAAAGCGACAUGUUUACCGGAAGAAUGCUCUAAAGGUGUUCAGUCGCAUGACAUAGAUAUUUUUGCAAAUAUUGGUAAAGAAUUUCAGAAUUCUAUUCAAAAGUCUCUAAAAGAGAGCCCGCGCAUAUAUGAACCUUCUGAACCAUUUGUCUUUAAAGCUUGUACAGCAGAUAAUAUAAUUAAUAGACAUACUUAUCCAAAAAGUGUUCGAAUAAGUCCUAAGCCAUUUAUGAGAUCUAAUACAGAUACUGGAAGAUUUGUUUCAACAAACAUCGCCCAAACGGACAGUAUUGAAAAAAAUGAUUAUAUAUCUCCAGAAAAUGUAACAAGGAAGUACAGUAAAGGAAGUAAAGCCAGUUCUGUAAAAUCUAACACAUCAAAGUCUAAUGAACUAAAAGAUAGCUCAUCAGAGGCGCAAAGUAGAAAAUCAAGUAGUGAUGAUCCAAUAAUGGACAUUAUAAAUGAUAUAACGAAACGUUACACUAAAAAAGACAUUGACAAAAUUAAGCGAAAGAAAUGUUAUAGAGAAAUUAUGAAUGUUUUGAAUUACCUUUUGAAUACUGAAGAUGGAACUGAUCAUGAUCCGCUUAAAAUAUCUGAUAGUUCAAGUGCACGCGACACUGAUGGUGAUAAUAGUAAAAACGUUAAACAGAGAGAAAAAAUAUUACUUAGAUCGAAGAGAGUGAAGUCUGAUUCAGAUGAACUUACAAAAACCGAGGAUGAACAUGUUUUUGCGACAGAUAAAGUUAAUACUCCAUGUGAAUGUAGUAAAAAUAUUGAAGAACGGAGCAGUCGUCGUCAACUGCAAGAUAAAGAAAAGGUUGAAAUAGAACCGCCUAGCAAAGAAGACAAGGCUGUGCAAUCGUCUAUGGGGACUUCCAACUGUCGUAAGAAUUAUUAUGAAUCAUCUGAUAUACAAGCCACCACCGAGAUCCCUAGUACAUCAUCUGAAUCCGCAACGUGUAAAGUUCUGAAUAAAAUCAAGAGGGAAUGUGAAAAAUAUCACCAAAAACGUUGCAAGUGUCACGGCCUUAAAAAAUGCGAGACUUCUAGUAGCACAUCAGUGACAUGCGACCAAUGCAAACGAACACACCAUUGUCCAUGCAAAGGGCAAAGAUGUCACAGAUCGAAAUCAUCUGCUGAUAAAAUUAAAAAGAAGUGCUUGGCAUACAACCUUAUAAUCCAGACUUCUGACAGCAUGAUUAGUGAAGAAGCGAUGGUACACAAUGAGCCAAAGGCGCUAAGAAAUAUCGUUGUCAAAGUGCCUCCAAAACGUAGACAAUAUGAAAACGCACCAUUCAAGGAAAUAUACACUAAAAUCGAAAAGACUUUACCUCAUAGCAGUCCAAAAGACGACCCAAAAGUUUUGCGAUCAGGUAGUUUACCUAACGAGUGGGAGAUGUCUAGUAUGGAUAAUUGUAUGAAGAAGAAUAAUAUCUAUACAGUGAAAGAAUAUCUGGAAAUAAACCGUCCCGACUUUGUGCAGAAGAGUUCUCAUCGGCAGGAAUCUUUGAAGCGCAUCAGUGAAACGAGAGACCCAGAUCCUCGUGGCUCGUACGCUCCUUCUAAUCUCAAAAUGGUGGUUGUGCAUACACCAAAUUGUAUGAGGCCAAUGGAUAAUUGCAAUAUGUACUGUGGAGGUAUGCCAAUGCACUAUCAAUGUAAUCCCUACAUGCAAUGUACGCCAAGCGAAGUAACAAGAAUUGAGCAAACCAACGUGCCGUUCAACGACAGCUGCUGUCAGCACAACUGGACCAACGGCCAUCUUUGACGUCGUUCAGUGAAACCGACCUGCGGCGACUGGCUGAAGACCUUGGCAUGGAAAUUCGUAGGAAGAAAAUUGCUCCAAAAUUUAUAAGUGAACGCGAAAUGAAAAAGCAUUCUGAGAAAAUAUACAAGUCGUUACCGGAAGUUGUUCAAAAAAAGGAGGAAGCGAAAAAGGAGAGUAUCAAAAAAACUAACCUUUUGAUGGCAAAUAUAUUUAAAAAGAAUCUUCAGAGGAAAACUCUCCGUGGAUCAGUGAAUCUGUCAAACUACAGUACGGUCAUAAAAAUAUGACGAAAAUCCAAAAUUAUGAUUAAUGUUAACCAAAACAAACUGUGACAAACAAUGUGUUCAAUAUUUAUGCAUGCUUGAUUAUCGAAGCCAACUCAAGAUUUUUACAAUGCUUGUUGAUUUUGCUGUUUAAUGACUAUUUUUCAUUGAAAUAAAAUGUAUUAAAAUGAUUGGUUUUGGUUCUUAUUCCUUCUGCAUACAAAUAUUUUCAUGUGAGGAGCUCGAUGGUGCAGCCGUUAGUGUGUUCCUCAGACCCAUCAAGCACGUAUUUUGACAGCUCUGGAACCGUAUCCACAUCGUCAAAUUUUCUUUCAUAGGCUUUUUGACGAUUCGAUACAAUUACGCUGUCAAAAUUCAUACUUGGGCCUGGGUGACCAAAAAAUUAUUAUCGCGAAUUCCUCCGUGCUUCAGAAGGCACGUCAAGUUAUUGGUCCCGGCUGCAUCUGCAGUC
This is a messenger RNA of Chilo suppressalis (striped riceborer), 6117 nucleotides long. Lineage: Eukaryota; Metazoa; Arthropoda; Insecta; Lepidoptera; Crambidae. The record is from the annotation of a GenBank genome assembly.